This is a messenger RNA of Orycteropus afer afer, 4254 nucleotides long. It is a transcript of the gene RPAP1, whose product is annotated as RNA polymerase II associated protein 1. Gene Ontology annotation, cellular component: nucleus. Gene Ontology annotation, biological process: transcription by RNA polymerase II. The record is from RefSeq and is a predicted model, not a curated record. NCBI's taxonomy places the organism in Eukaryota, Metazoa, Chordata, Mammalia, Tubulidentata, Orycteropodidae.
AUGAAAGGGAAUCCUCACACUGAAGCCCUGCUGGAAAGGAUAUUGCACCGAGAAGGCAGCUGCAGUAGCAAGAUGCUAUCAAGACCAAAGCCAGGGGAGUCUGAGGUGGACCUGCUACGCUUCCAGAGUCAGUUUCUUGCAGCUGGUACAGCCCCAGCGGUGUGCUUGGUCAAGAAAGGAAGUAGGAGAGGUGGCGAAGCUAACCUGGACCAGCCACCACAGCAGGAUCAUCGGGAUGUGGUGAUGUUGGACAGUCUCCCAGAUUUGCCCCCAGCUUUGGUACCUGUUCCCCCAAAAAGAGCCAGGCCCAGCCCUGGCCACCCCCCGCCACAGGAUGAGGAUGCUGAAGAGAGGUUGAACAGGCAUGAUGAGCACAUCACUGCUGUCUUGACUAAGAUUAUUGAACGAGAUACAAGUUCAAUGGCUGUGAAACUGCCUGUGUCCAGUGGUGUUGCAUUCCCCCCUGUUUUCCAUCGCUCACAGGAGAGACAGGGGAAGCCAGCAAUAUCUGGUAAGAGAAGCAUCUUUGCCCAAGAGAUCACAGCAAGGAGAGUGUCUGAAGCCAGAGUCACACCAGCUGGGGAAGUUAUGUCUACCUUGGACCCACCAGAGGGUGCUAUGACGUGUGAGGGACAUACUCCUAGGGACCAGGGCUGCCAGCUUCUGGAGAGCAGCCACAGCUUCCAGGGACCCCAUCUGGUCACAGGGAAGGGGCUCAUGGGCAAGGAGGCCGAGCAGGAAGCCCAGACCAUCCAUGAGGAGAAUGUAGCAAGACUGCAAGCCAUGACUCCUGAGGAGAUCCUGCAGGAACAGCAACACUUACUGUCUCAGCUUGAUCCCACCUUGGUUGCCUUCUUGAGAUCUCAUAGCCACACCCAUGAGCAAGCAGGAGAGAAGGCCACCGAGGGGCAGAGGCCACAGGGACCUUCUACUGAGGUCAUCAAGGAGGAGCCCAUCAUGCCAAUUUCUGCCAGUGAGCCUGGGAAGAAAGAUGAGCUGGAGCCAGGAACCCCAGCUCCAGCACUGCCCAUAACCCCCCACAAAGAAUGGCUGCACAUGGACACUGUUGAGCUGGAGAAGCUCCAUUGGACCCAAGACCUACCUCCACUCCGGCAACAGCAGAUGCAGGAGAGGAUGCAGGCCCGAUUUAGUCUUCAGGGAGAGUUACUGGCCCCCGAUGUGGACCUGCCUACCCACCUGGGUCUACACCACCAUGGAGAGGAGGCAGAGAGAGCAGGGUACUCCCUCCAGGAGCUGUUCCACCUGACCCGCAGCCAGGUUUCCCAACAGAGAGCACUAGCACUGCAAGUGUUGGCCCAGGUCAUCAGCAGGGCCCAGGCUGGUGAGUUCGGUGGCCAGCUGGUGGGCAGCGUCUUGCGCCUCCUUUUGGAUGCUGGUUUCCUCUUCUUGCUACGCUUCUCCCUGGAUGACAGAGUGGAUGGGGUCAUUGCAGCUGCUACCCAGGCUCUUCGGGCUCUGCUGGUGGCUCCUGGAGAUGAGGAGCUCCUAGACAGCACCUUCUCCUGGUACCAUGGAGCGUCGGUAUUCCCUCUGAUUCCCAGCCAGGAGGACAAAGAGGACGAGGAUGAGGAUGAAGAGCCUCCAGCAGAAAAGGCGAAAAGGAAGAACCCUGAGGAAGGAAGCCAGCCCCCACCUGACCUGGCCCGACAUGAUGUCAUCAAGGGGCUACUGGCCACCAACUUGUUGCCUCGGCUACGCUACAUACUGGAAGUGAUCUGCCCGGGACCUAUAGUCGUCCUUGACAUCCUAGCUGUGCUUAUCCGCCUGGCCCGUCAUUCCCUAGAGUCAGCCACAAGGGUCCUGGAGUGCCCUCGGCUGAUAGAGACCAUCGUUCGUGAGUUCUUGCCUACCAGCUGGGCCCCCGUGGGGGCAGGACCUAUCCUCAGUCUACACAAAGUGCCCUGUGCUACGGCCAUGAAACUAUUUCGUGUCCUGGCCUCGGCUGGUAGGAAUAUUGCUGCCCGGCUGUUGAGCAAUUUUGACCUUCGGAGCCGCCUAUGCCGCUUCAUAGCUGAGGCUCCUCAGGACCUGGCCUUGCCCCCAGAGGAAGCUGAGACACUGAGCACUGAGGCCUUCCGUCUGUGGGCUGUAGCUGCCUCCUAUGGCCACGGCAGUGACCUUUACAGGGAGCUAUAUCCAGUGCUGGUGCUGGCCCUGCAAGCUGUGCCACAGUCACUCGGCACCCAGCUCCCUCAACCCCUGGCCAUGCAGCGGAUAGCCUCACUGCUCACUCUCCUUACCCAGCUGACCCUGGCAGCCAGCAGCACUGCCCAUGAGCCCAUCAGUGACUCUGCUGAGGCCAGCCUGUCGGGCAUCCCUUCCUUGAUCACUUGGACACAGGUAUCCGGGCUCCGGCCUCUUGUGGAACUAUGUCUAAGACAGACCUUGAAGUUGCUGCCCAAGCUUGAAGUGUGGAAUGCUCUGGGCCCAGUGCCCACUGCGUGCCUACUGUUCCUAGGUGCCUAUUACCAGGCCUGGAGCCAGCAACCCAGUUUGUGCCCAGGGGAUUGGCUUCAGGAUAUGGAGUGCCUGUCGGAGGAGCUGCUGCUGCCCCUGCUGAGUCAGCCCAUUCUGGGCAGCCUAUGUGAUUCCCUUAGACACUGCUCCCCUCUCUGCAACCCACUGUCCUGUGCUCCGGCGCCAGAAGCUCUCCCCAGCCUUGUGUCCCUGGGCUGUGCAGGAGGCUGCCCCCAUCUCAGCCUGGCUGGUUCAGCUUCACCCUUCCCAUUCCUCACUGCCCUCCUCUCUCUCUGCAACAUCCUGUCACGGAUCCAUAAGGGGCUUUGUAGCCAGCUGGCUGCCAUAUUGAAUACUGCGGGACUCCAGAACUACUUCCUCCAGUGCACGGCUCCUGUGGCUGCUCCACACCUCACACCCUUCUCAGCGUGGGCCCUGCGGCAUGAGUACCACCUGCAGUACCUGGCACUCUCCCUGGCUCAGAGAGCAGCAGCACUCCAACCAGUGCCAGCCACCAAUGCUACCCUCCAUCAUGGUGUGGCCUUGGCCUUGCUGAGCCGGCUGCUGCCCGGAAGUGAGUACCUUAUCCAUGAGCUGCUGCUGAGCUGUGUAUUCCGGCCAGAGUUCCUCCCGGAAAGAGUGUCAGGGGGUCCGGAGGCAGCUGACUUUUCAGACCAGUUGUGCCUAGGGAGCCAUGUGGACCCUGGACAUGGACGAGGGGCUCUGCUAGCUCAGGCCUGCCAGGACCUCCCAAGCAUCCGCAGCUACUACUUGACCCACUGUUCACCAGCCCGAGCCAGCCUGCUGGCCUCUCAGGCCUUGUACCGAGGGGAACUACAGCGACUCCCAGCCUUGCUGUUGCCUGUGCCCAAAGAGCUGCUAUUGCCCACUGACUGGCCCUUCCUGCCAUUGAUCCAUCUCUAUCACCAGGCCUUAGACAGCUGCUCAGGGCUGCCUCCUACUGACACUGUGGGCACAGCCAUGCGGGCCCUGCAGUGGGUACUAGUCCUGGAGAGCUGGCGCCCCCAGGCCCUCUGGGCAGUGCCUCCUGCCGCCCUCCUGGCACGGCUCAUGUGUGUGUUCCUGGUGGACAGUGAGCUAUUCCGAGAGACACCAAUACAGCAUCUGGUGGCAGCCCUUCUAGCCCGGCUCUGCCAGCCCCAGGUCCUGCCAAACCUCAACCUGGACUGCCCGCUUCCUGGCCUGACAUCUUUCCCUGACCUCUAUGCCAGCUUCCUGGAGCAUUUUGAGGCUGUCUCUUUUGGAGAUCACCUCUUUGGGGCUCUGGUCCUCCUUCCUCUGCAGCGUCGGUUCAGUGUGACCUUGCGCCUCACCCUCUUUGGGGAACAUAUGGGAGCCUUGCGAGCUCUGGGACUACCUCUGACUCGGUUGCCGGUGUCCCUUGAAUGCUACACGGGGCCUCCAGAAGACAACCUGGCCCUCCUUCAGCUCUACUUCCGGGCUCUGGUUACUGGUGCACUCUGCUCACGCUGGUGCCCCGUGCUCUAUGUUGUGGCUGUAGCCCAUGUGAACAGCUUCAUCUUUUCCCAGGAUCCAAAGAGCUCAGAUGAGAUGAAGGCUGUUCGCAGGAGCAUGCUGCAGAAAACUUGGCUACUGGGAGAUGAGGGUCUUCGGCACCACAUCCUCUACUAUAGGCUUCCCAAUUCAGCCCUCCCAGAGGGCUUUGAGCUGUAUCCUCAGUUGCCCCCUCUACGUCAGCAGCAUCUCCAGAGACUUACCUCAGGAGUGGUCCAAACUGGAGUGUCAGAAACCUAG